AUGGCCACACUGAGUAAGAACAGCAACGAAGCGGCUUCUCUUGAUGAGCCUCGAGGAAGCCCUCGCAAGAGAAAAUCCAAACGUGAUGCUCCACUGAAAACACCAGUCAAGUUUCAACAGCAGUUCGAGUUCAUCGAGGGAUUGAACAGUAAAGCCCAGCGGAAAAUUACGAGAUCAUGGGUCACUACGCAACACUACCGGCGAAAGCGACAUGAACAGAGCAACGCUGAGUUGGAUUCUGGCCAGGAGCCUAAGGGCGAGGUUUCGAGACCUCCCAUUGCGUCUCUCAGCAAUUCCAAGUCCAAUAUUAACGAAGGGAGAGUGCAAGCUGGAGACGAAUUCGUCGUACAGUGGAAUACAGGGACAGGGCAGUCCUGCUUUCCUCAACGGCUGGGGGCCGGACGAGCAGAUCCUUUCAAUUCCUAUCCUAUCCCAGCAACCCGUGAUGUGCAUGAGCUUGUGGAUCACUACUACUUUGUGAUUCCCUCCCUUGUCCACAGACAUUGGGCUAGGGCCGUUCGCAGGCCCCGAGCCUGUUGGGACUUGUUCAACCUCUACCGCAACCACGAGAUCCCCUUUUUAGGCAUGCUCCACCACGCAGCGCAUCACCUGGCGGGAAUGAGAGGAGAUGCGAUGUCUUUGCAGAUCUUUGAGUUCAAGCAACGUGCACUUGCAGCAGUGAAUCAGAGUCUCCAGAGGCGGCAGGGACCUUGCGGUGAUUGGACGCUCAUUGGCGUCGGCCUGCUCGCUAAUGCAGAGCGUGUCUGGGGCAAUCGCGAAAUCGCUCGAAUGCAUUGGGGAGCCCUCAAGCGACUCCUCCUGGAGCGUGGAGGCUUCCGGGCGCUGAAAGGCAAUCCGGAAAUGCAUACGAAGCUCGUCUGGAGCUUCAUAGCAUUGUCAUGGCCGACGGCAGAUGGUAACCCAGCUUAUAUCGAUGCCUUUACCGAAUCUGCGGCGGCUUUACCUGAUUUACCAAGCGUAAGUCCGGGCUCCUCUUUCAGCCGCAGCUGUAAGGAAUUCACCCAAUUCUUCAACGCACGACGAGGCCAGAUCUUGAAGAGUCUCCCCUCGACACCUGCACAGCAGCGGCAAUUGACUACUCGUCGAUAUCGCGCAACCAUGUUCCAAGAAGGCUUAGAACUUGCCAAUGCUUUAAAGUCCUUUGAGACAGGCUAUGAAAACCCCGACAAGCGACGAGCUGUGAGUAACUGCCGUAUUGCUUGUCUGAUACACCUCAACCUAGUCAUGGAUGAGCACGGGGACCUCUCCCAAGCCACCGAGGAAUAUCUUGAGGCUCUGCAGCGCAUUUUAGAAGAAUCGGACGACGACAGCAGUCUCAGUGCCGAGCAUCUGUUGUGGACGCUGCUUACCCCAUUCCGUCCUCAAGGACAUUACGAGCGGGUGUGGAAAAUGUCCAGAUUGGUAGGCGUGGUCAAGAGGAUGUCGCCGCAUACUUGGACGGCGAUCGAGAACGCGCUCCGUGGAUUUCUGCGCCUGCCGGAGUCGAUCUACGAUCUUCAAUCUGCCUUGUCAGCAUGGAAUUGUGACCAGUGUUUGGACGAGCUCAACGUCAUGGGAAAUGUCGAGUUUAGUGCUCUGGAUCCCCAGGUAGAUCAGGAUGUGCCUGGACAUGACGAUAUCCCAUGCUCUGAUGGUUGUCAAAUAUGUCCUCUGAAACCGACGACGUUCUAG
Messenger RNA from Fonsecaea erecta, 1692 nucleotides. RefSeq lists its product as hypothetical. Bases 1 to 1692 code for a protein of 563 amino acids. The transcript is spliced from 4 exons. NCBI's taxonomy places the organism in Eukaryota, Fungi, Ascomycota, Eurotiomycetes, Chaetothyriales, Herpotrichiellaceae. The record is from RefSeq and is a predicted model, not a curated record.